CAUAAAAAUACUACGACUCGCGGCUAUUCAUAAUUUUACCGGCAUCUUUAUUUCUACUUUCAUUCAUUGUUUCGUUGUUCGCCGACUGGUUGUAAAAAUGGCUUCCAACGGUGAUAUAGAGCCGGAAGAUAAUGAAUUAAAUGAGAGCAAUGGGGACAAAGUUGUAACAAUGAUGGAUGUACUGCAAGAACAAGAAGAUUUUGAAGAGGAUGCAAAUGCCGUUCUUGGUGCCUCUGAUGAUAAAAACUGCACAUAUCCUUUGGGCUACAUAAAGCGGCAGGCAAUAUAUGCUUGCUUGACCUGCUGCUCAGAAGCCAAGGAAGAUCCUACUAAGCGAGCUGGUGUCUGCCUGGCUUGCAGUUUAUCAUGCCAUGAAAACCAUGAGCUCAUUGAGUUGUACACAAAACGUAACUUCCGCUGUGACUGUGGCAAUCCAAAAUUCAACUCAAAUCCUUGCCAGUUCACAUCUGAAAAAACUGAUCUCAAUGAAGAAAAUAGUUACAAUCAAAACUUUUCAGGCCUGUACUGUGUCUGUCAUAGGCCUUAUCCAGACCCAGAGGCGACAGAAGAAGAUGAAAUGAUACAAUGCAUUAUUUGUGAAGAUUGGCUGCAUGCAGCGCACCUUGAAGCCACUGUCCCCACUGCGCAGUAUGCAGAAAUGAUUUGUAAAGAAUGUAUGGGCAGAAAUGAAUUCUUACAUGAUUACACUGGCCUUGCUCUCAAUACAGAAAAUGAUUUUAUAGAUGUUAUGAAUACUAGUGAUGAUAAGAUUGAGCUAUGUAAUGGCACAGCAAAUAAUGAAACAAUUGAUACAACUGUAAGUGAAGUAGACAAAACCAAUAUUGAUGCUGAAGCGUCAGAAAUUAAUGAAAGUAAAAUAGAUGUAGAUCCUCCCAAAGAAAGUGAUAGUGAAGUGAAUGAGGGUACAGAGAAUAAUGUUAAAAUGCCACAAAUAGAAUCUGAAGUGCCAAUGGAUACUAAUAAUGAGGAACCAAGUACUGAAAACAUUUCAAUUGAAGCCAAAGAUGAUGAGAAAGUUGAUACUGAAAAGAAGGAUAAUGUGCCUACAGAAUCUCCUAAGGUAGAAAACAGUACUGAUAAUACAGAAAAUAAAAACAGCAGUGUAGAAAAUAUUGAUAGCCAUAUAAAUGCUUUGAAAGAAAUUGUAGACUCAUCAGAAGAUAGUGUUGCUAAUAAGAGUAUUGACAAAGAAAAUGAAAGUAAGGAUUGUAAUUCAAAUCCAACAGAUAGUAGUAAAGCAAAAAUGGAUGAAAAUGAUCAAUCCAAAGAUACCAUUCCAGAAGCAGAAACAGUCAAAAAUGAAGAAUCAAAGCUUGAUGAAAAUCCAAUUACAGACAACAAGGUAGAAGAAAUUACAGAAUCAAAUGAUAGUGAAGAUAUCUCUAAAACCAAUAUUCCAGAAACAGAAAAUGUGAGCACAAUAUCAGAGAUACCUGACAAACCUACACCUAGUGAAAAUGAGAAUGAUGAAAAAUUGGAUUCCAAAAUUGAGGAAGAAAAUAAAAAACCAAUUGAUGAUGAUAGUACUGCAUCAUCAAAAGACAAUAUUAAAGACGAUGAAAAUACAGAAACACCCAUUAAUGAUGCUACAAAUCAAGAUACAACUACAUUAGAAAGUAAUCAAGCGAAGUUAGAAGAAGAAAAGAAAGAAAGUUCAGCCACAGCAGAAGAAUUAGAAAAAAUGGAAGAAGAUAGGCUUCUUGCUGAUCCAGAUGAAAAAGUUCAAGAGGAGAAAACUGAUGAAAGUAAAGCUUCUGAGGAUAGUGUUAAUACGGAAGGCUCUAUGGAAAAAGAAAAGAACGAGGAAUCACUAGCAGAAAAUAUUGACAAACCACUAGAAGAUAACAAACAAGAAGAAGAUAAAACAAAAGAGACAGUAACACCUGCUGAAAGUGCUCCAAUGGAUACCACAGCAGAUGAUACGAAAUUAUCUAUAUCUGCAGAAACUGAAGGUCAAACAAGUGAAAAUGAGAAAAAUGGUACAACAGAAGAUGAUAAAACAAAGACUGAAAUAAAUAGUAUUGAAUGUGAAUCAAAUAAAGAAGAUGAAAAAUUAUCAACAGAAGUUAACAGUAUUAAUGAAACUAAUCCAGAGAACACUGUUACUAAUGAUACGAGUAUGAAAGAAGAAAAUGAUGAAAAAGAAAAUUCCACAGAUACAGUUCCUGUUGAAACUUCAAGUGAAAAACCUGAUAUUAAAAGAAAGCUGUCUACUGAAGAAACAGAAGAUGCUGAAACUAAAAAACGAAAAGUAGACGCCAUUCAAUGUAAUAGACCAAAUGUAAGCAGAAGAUAUGAGGGUGCUACAUUCUGGCCAUCACAAUUUAGACAAAAACUAUGCACUUGUAAUGAGUGUCUGUCUAUGUACAAAGACUUAUCAGUAUUGUUUUUAAUUGAUCCUGAAGAUACUGUAACAGCUUAUGAGAAUUUAGGUAAAGAAAAAACUAACGGGAAACCGGCGUCACAAUACGAAAAGGGUCUGCAAGCAUUGUCUUCUUUGGACAGGAUCCAACAAAUUAAUGUUUUGACCGAGUACAAUAUAAUGCGGGAUAAAUUCCUAGAUUUCCUAAAAAGCUUUAAGGAAAGGAGGAAAAUAGUAACAGAGGAAGAUGUCAAGGCAUUCUUUGCAGGAAUGAAGCCCAAAAGGCGGCCUGAUGGCGUUUAUUUUUGCAGAUAAGCUUUUAAUCAUUUUACAUUUUGAUAAUAAUGUCAUUAGAUAUAGCAUGCAACAGUUAUUGGCAUUAUAAUUUUAAAUAUUUCAUUUUAAAUAUAAUGUUUUUUCUGA
Messenger RNA from Colias croceus (clouded yellow), 2806 nucleotides. RefSeq names its product dentin sialophosphoprotein. The record is from RefSeq and is a predicted model, not a curated record. NCBI's taxonomy places the organism in Eukaryota, Metazoa, Arthropoda, Insecta, Lepidoptera, Pieridae. Bases 98 to 2698 code for a protein of 866 amino acids. Gene Ontology annotation, cellular component: cytoplasm. Gene Ontology annotation, molecular function: ubiquitin protein ligase activity; zinc ion binding. The transcript is spliced from 2 exons.